CUUUUCUCGAAACUCUUGCUAAGGAUUGGCUAUCGUAAAUUUCGAAAAAUCCCCAGCGUCAUACCUGACAGACGUUGGAUGGCUAUAUAACCAGAACACGUACCCGGCUUUAUUAGCUCGAUUAGGGAUCUAACCAACACUUCAACUUCACACAUGAAACCUGUAAUAGGAAUGGAGAGCGGGAAAGCAGAAAUUGUAACAGUGACUGGAAUGCCUGAGAAGGUGCCGGAGGAUAGAACUAAGGGAUGUUCAAGCAAAAGAAUUGCAGUCAGUGUGAUAGUUGGUGCAGUUACCUUGGCAAUUGUGGCAGCGGUCAUUAUUGUUUCUGUCUAUUUUGGAUCGAAAAUAGCAACGGACAGUUAUAAGAUGGCGCGCCAAACGUACAAAACUGAUGAUGGGGUAGUUGUUGAAGAGGAAACUAAAGUGACGGAAACAGAGGUGGACGUCCGAGUACCUAACGUGGCAGAAGUCAUUUAUGAUUUCAAAAAUGGGCUGGUUGUUCAGCGUUUUGCCAGCAGAGAAACAAAUGCUCAAACAACAUGUUACGCUCAAUACAUGAAUGAGACACAAGCCCCAAAUACAGAUCCUGAGAGGUAUUCCGAUGGAGAGAUGGAUCUUUACAAAAAAGACAGCGCUGAAGGAACGGAGAGCGUGAAAUGGAGAAUCACAAAUAAAGAGGUACCAGACUACAUGAUUUCUGAAAAUGUUGCAAGAAUGUGCGAGGGAACAAAGAUCUUCUGGAUGGAAAAGGUUCAAGGCGACAAAAUAAACAAGAGGGAGACAUGUGGCAACAAGUACUAUUACUACUAUUGCGUUUCUUACACAUACCCGUGUUCAUACUUUUGCCGUUUGAACUACUACUGUAGAGAUGAUCGCAGAUACUUGUACACUACUUAUGGCUUCUAUUGCCUGAACGGCUGUAAUCCAGGUCCAAACAAUCCAAUAUGUCCAUAAUACUAAAAUUAGCAGUCCUUAUUUUUCUACAUUUUGUGACAGGUCUGCAACUCAAUAGUUUAAAGCUAUAUGCUAAAACAUUUUUAAGAGUUUACUUUCUUAUCAAUAUCAAUUUAAAGUUGCAAUUAAGAAGUCGUUCUUGUCGUAUAUGCACAUAUGUUGAUGUUUAAACGCAACCUACGAAACAUCUGUAUUAAUUCCUAUAUGUAACAUUUUUAUACGCCUUUAACUUUUAGCUUUUGUGAAAUGCAGAUGAAUUUUACAAACAAAAAGGAUUUUCUUACAGAUUUGUUUUCAAAACUUUCACGUGCGUGUGAGUGUGUUUAAUAAACUUUACUUUCAUGAAUUCAUUCAACAACGUAAACGUCCGGGAAGCUUUUAUAAUCUCAUUUUAUCAUCAUUAUAUUAUUCCUUCUUACUGUGUUAUUAGUUAAAUGGUUUUCUAAAAUUGUACGUUCGAUUCAAUCAAAUUUGACAUUUUCCAAUGUUAGAAUUAUCUGAAACAAAAUAAUUCGCAUUAAGUAUCUUGCGUUUGUGUGUGGACUUUUAAACAGGACUACCGUGUAAACAAUGAAAUAAGUUUUAUAAGGUGGUAAUGUAAUCUCUGUUUGUGAUGUUACAUAAUGAGUAUGUGUUCAUAAUGCCAUUUUUUGCAAGAUUUUAUGUCAGAAUGUGAAGUUUGUUUACUGCUUACAUGUAUUCAGAAUAAAACUCUGCUCAGCUUA
This is a messenger RNA of Mercenaria mercenaria, 1679 nucleotides long. RefSeq lists its product as uncharacterized. NCBI's taxonomy places the organism in Eukaryota, Metazoa, Mollusca, Bivalvia, Venerida, Veneridae. The record is from RefSeq and is a predicted model, not a curated record. The transcript is spliced from 6 exons. The coding region runs from base 154 to 954 and encodes 266 amino acids.